Gambusia affinis (western mosquitofish) is the source of this 1668-nucleotide messenger RNA. RefSeq names its product neuropeptide Y receptor Y7 (gene npy7r). The transcript has 2 exons. Gene Ontology annotation, biological process: G protein-coupled receptor signaling pathway. The coding region runs from base 92 to 1207 and encodes 371 amino acids. Gene Ontology annotation, molecular function: neuropeptide Y receptor activity. The record is from RefSeq and is a predicted model, not a curated record. Gene Ontology annotation, cellular component: membrane. Lineage: Eukaryota; Metazoa; Chordata; Actinopteri; Cyprinodontiformes; Poeciliidae.
CGCCACUCUUGAGUGAAGACUCGUUUCCCAAAGUAGAUAUUGCGGCGAAAGGUGUUGGUGCAGCCUCAGUAUUGUGGACCUUCCAGUAAAAAUGAGCCCACUUGACACAUCCAACGCCACAGCAGAAGUGGAGCCUAGCGAAAGUGAUCUGUCGUUUUUGUUCAACGACAGCUUUGAUUCAUACCAGCCCGGUUUCAGCUCUGAUAUCACCAAGCACCUUGGAGUCCAAAUCACUCUAAUAAUGGCUUAUUCCUUAAUAAUCCUGCUGGGACUGCUGGGAAAUUCCCUUGUCAUCUACAUGAUUAUUCGCUACAGAAACAUGCGGACAGUGACCAACUACUUCAUAGCCAACCUGGCCUUGGCAGACCUUCUGAUGGUCACUCUGUGCCUGCCCUUUACUCUGAUUUACACUCUGCUGGAUGAAUGGAAGUUUGGUGCCGUGUUGUGCCACAUAGUCCCGUUUGCCCAAGCUCUGAGUGUUCAUGUGUCCAUCCUGACCCUGACUGUCAUAGCUCUGGAGCGUUACCGCUGCAUUGUCUUCCACCUUGGUCGACGGCUGACCUGGCAUUCCAGCCUCUUCAUCAUGGCAUUCACCUGGACUAUUUCUUCUGUCCUGGCAGCUCCUCUUGCCAUCUUCAGGGAAUAUCGCUAUGAAGAGAUUCCUCCUAUCAAUCUGCGCAUGCCUGUCUGCUCUGAGAAGUGGCCCCAUGGCAUCAACAGGGAUGGAGUCAUCUACAGUCUCUCAAUGAUCCUAUUAUUGUACAUUCUUCCUUUAGCAAUCAUCAGUUAUGCAUACAUAUGCAUUUGGGUCAAACUAAAAAACCAUGUCAGUCCGUCCAGCCGUAACGACAGCAUCAACCGACGCAAGAAAACCACAAAGAUGCUAGCGCUGGUAGUAGUGGUAUUUGCAACCAGUUGGCUGCCUUUACAUGUGCUCCAGCUGGCCACUGAUCUGGACUUGGUGCUCCGGUUUGAGGAGUAUAAGCUCAUCUUCACGGUCUUUCACAUCGUGGCUAUGUGCCCUACCUUCACCAACCCUCUCCUCUAUGGAUGGAUGAAUAAAAACUACAGGAAUGGCUUCAUAAUGGUGUUCCGUUGCGAGGACAAGGCAGAUACUUUCCACCCAGAUGGGUCGUUCAGGACACGCUCUGUAAGAGGGCCCACUCUGAACGGUUGUAACAGCAGACACCCUCCUACUGCUGUAUGAGAUUUGUCUUGUUUAAAAACAGAAUUUUAGCACAUUAGCUAGACCUCUGCUUUAAGGGGUGUGUGGUUCUCAAGAAGCCUUUUGACUUAAAAGAACUGACCUAUGGGUGUAUUUCAAUUGUAUCUACCCUGAAGCUUUCAGCUCCUUGUUGGUUUUCAAGAAUCUUGAAAACCAUUUGCCCACAAAAGUUCAAAGUACAGGUACCUUAGGUACAUAUGUGUCACUUACUUCUGGUCAAUACUGAACUGCUGAGGUGUUGCUGCUGCUGCUGACAGUGUCUUAAGAAUAAAAAACAAAGCAGAACAAAACUAUGUGUUCUUUUAUGCCUAGUGUUUCCAGCUAAAUAAAUUCCAGCUGGAAAAUCUUUUAUUGUUUGCAAAUGCAACAUUUAGGCCUAGCUAUUUGCACAACUACGAUAAAAUUAGAAAAUGGUUUUUUAAAUGAUACCAAUAAAACAUAAU